Lindgomyces ingoldianus is the source of this 985-nucleotide messenger RNA. RefSeq lists its product as uncharacterized. NCBI's taxonomy places the organism in Eukaryota, Fungi, Ascomycota, Dothideomycetes, Pleosporales, Lindgomycetaceae. The record is from RefSeq and is a predicted model, not a curated record. The coding region runs from base 19 to 699 and encodes 226 amino acids. The transcript has 2 exons.
UCACGUUUCUCGCACUACAUGCUCGGAUUCGCAGAAACUGUGCACACCCAAGAAGCGAUGCCGAUAAGACAGGCUAUGCAACUAUAUUCAGUGCUGCAAAUGCCACCAUCUGUGAGGGAGCGUGCCACCAGGGCUGCAUCCCUCAUGGAGACUCUCCCGUACCUGACAAGCAUAAAGACGGUGUCCACUGGAGCUCUCGAACUUUUCCGAUAUGACUGGGCGGAGGAAUUCACGGAACUAGCAGACGAAAUCACUAGAUCGAUGAAACACGAUAUUCAGCAUAGGGCGAAACUCGUCGCCGGUCUGGAAUUCACCAAAGCAGCGUCUGAUGCGGUUCGGCUGGCGAUUGUUAUACUAACGAAAGGCAAACUCCAGAUACGGAACCAGAUCGUUAUUCUUGUCCCAUUCCUACUUUCUAGAGACGCAUUCGGAAAGGCUCUGCCGUAUGUUCCUGAGGAGGUCAAGAGAAUCUACCAGUCUCUGCAGGCUUUUCAUGGUGUAAACGCUGCCUUCCACCUGAGUCAUAAGGGGGAGCACCUGUGUACACUAGAGCUGCAGCUUGACUUUGUCACUCUAGCCUUUGGCAAUUUCGAUCUCGAAUCCUCUACCGCGACUCCGGUCCUUCUGUGGGUACAUCCCGCGUCACCAGCAGAAGGAGAAGCUGAAGACUGCACUAAGAGUCGUGGACAUUCAAGAUAGCUAGCCUAUGGAAAAGGUAGAAAACAGAUUGAUGCUUGCAGAUGUUUCCGGAUCUUGCAUGAGUAUAUCGUUUACAAAUGACGAUGGCGUUUCCAAGACACGCUGUCCUGACAGAGCUGUGGGUGGGCGGAAUAUAGAAGUACUGUCUGCAUGCCCCUCUUCGAACAGAGGACGGAAAUUUUCGCUUGAUUCUUGCGCUCGCUUGUCAAGAUUCGGACCUAUAUACUAAGUACAGGUCACAUGACCUCUGAACAGGUCACGUGAGGCCACACAGUCUCAUAUUGAG